UUACCUUGCAAACAGGGUACACAUGACCAGUGGUCACCAACAGUGUUAGUUAACUAAGUGUUGUGCGUGAUACCUUACAAGCAAAAUGAAAGCCUUCAUCGCAAUCCUCUUCAUGACGGCAUCAGUUCUCGCUGAACCUAGCAAAGUUAUUCAAAAGCGGAGUGGACUGGUCGGACAUUACGCUGCUGCCGCACCCAUCAUACAUUCCGGCUACAGCCUGGGAGGUUACGGCUUUGGUGGCGGUCUCAGCUCAGGGUACGCCACCGGCCUCACCUCAGGGUUAGGUGCUGCGCUAGCUGCAGGACCAGGCAUCGCUGUGGGACCAGGAGGCGCUAUUGGCGGUGCCACAAUCGUUGGUGCUGAUGUUCACACGACUGUCACCAAGCACGUCGGCGUCCCCGUGCCAGCUCCUUACCCUGUGGCAGUAGACAGGCCUUACCCUGUCCCCGUCAGGGUAGCGGUGCCAGUACCAGUAGACCGGCCAUACGCUGUCGCAGUGCCAAGGCCCUACCCAGUAGCGGUUGAGAAGCACGUCGCAGUGCCAGUCGACAGGCCAGUUCCUUACCCGGUUCCACACGCAGUUCCUUACCCAGUUAUCAAACAGGUCGGAGUUCCAGUUCCCGCUCCAUACGCUGUGCCAGUACCCAAACCUGUAGCAGUUCCAGUGCCCCAACCGUUGGGAGUACCAGUAGUCAAGUCCAUCGUCACCUCAGGACUGGGAGCGUCCCUCUAUGGUGCUGGUCUCCACGGUCACGGACUCGCUUCUAAGAUCUGGUGAAGAGGUGCGAAUUGAACACUCGAUUGUUAUUUGAAACAAAAAUUAUGAUCGUAAAUACCACUUGGAUAAAAAGGUUAUGUUAUUCGCUGAAAGAGUACCUUUCUACUGAUGUUAAAAUUAAAAAAAAAAUCAGCAAGCAAAGUUUUACAAACUUUGGAAAUGAUGCGGCUAGUUUACGUCUAACAGUUUUUUGCGUUUAUAGUCGAAAGUAUUACGAAAUAGGUUUUAAUGGCUUCACUUGUACGUGGUCAUAA
Molecule: messenger RNA, 1032 nt
Organism: Papilio machaon (common yellow swallowtail)
Lineage: Eukaryota; Metazoa; Arthropoda; Insecta; Lepidoptera; Papilionidae
Product: tetra-peptide repeat homeobox protein 1
Exons: 4
Coding region: 86-778 (230 amino acids)
Source: RefSeq, a predicted model, not a curated record